Thalassophryne amazonica is the source of this 2205-nucleotide messenger RNA. RefSeq names its product STRA6-like (gene stra6l). NCBI's taxonomy places the organism in Eukaryota, Metazoa, Chordata, Actinopteri, Batrachoidiformes, Batrachoididae. Gene Ontology annotation, molecular function: retinol transmembrane transporter activity; signaling receptor activity. The transcript is spliced from 18 exons. Gene Ontology annotation, cellular component: plasma membrane. The record is from RefSeq and is a predicted model, not a curated record. Gene Ontology annotation, biological process: vitamin A import into cell. Bases 41 to 1999 code for a protein of 652 amino acids.
UUACAGAAUCAGAGCUUGUCUGACUUCGCUGCACCAGCUCAUGAUGAUAAGAAGCCAAGAAGAACAAGUAGGAUCAACAGAUCAGUGCCACAAUGGAAUCUCCAUGGAAAUGUUCCUGCACUUUUCACUGAUUCCAGCUGUGCUGAUUGCAGGAGUGCUGUCGUUCCUACAAAGACGUGCCCAGAGACUGGCCAUCGAUCACAGAUGGCCUUUCCUGGGAAGACGAUUUGCUAUUGUUGUGCCUUUGGAUACUAUCAGCAGUCUCAGUAAUCGCUGGUCCUAUGGGUUUGCAUUUGGUGCUGUGUCGUCGAAUGUCUUGCUGCUAUUUUCCGAACGCUAUAUCCCCUUCACCGUACCAACCUGGGCAAGAGCGAUACUGUACCUGAUUGGAGCUUUAGAGGUGGGCCUGGCCUAUUUUCCAUUCUUUUCCUGUCUGUCUACACCAUUCAGAACAGCUGGGUCUCUGCUGGGAAUGUUGUACUCUCUUUCCUGGAUCAUUGUUACAGUCUGGGAUACAGUCACCUGUCCUGGUGGUAAGGUUUUGGGUAAAUAUCAGAAGGUGAUUGUCCAAUGGCCCUGCAUCCUCUCCCUGCUCUUUCUCUUUGGACGAUUUAUCUAUAUGCUGGUCAAAGCUGUGAGAAUACACAUGCAACUGGAAAAUGAGGUCCAUGAUGAGCUGAUGCACGAACAUCAUGUAGAGCAUGUAAAGGAGCUGCUGAGAAAGCCACCUGCACACAGGAAACCACUCAGCUGGUUUCAGAGGAAAGUGUAUGAAUGGGAUCCCUACUUCAAGUUCCCCAACAGGAUCAUCGGCACAGUCAUUGUCUCUCUCAUUGGCCUUUAUACGAUUACUCUGGCAGACUACAGUCUCAGCGAUGCCACCUUUGACCAGCUAGGAAACUGGACAAACAUACUAAAACGUCUGGUUGACUCUUGUAAUGAGACUGAAGUUUUGGAACCCGUGAUACCACAGCUGGAGGAAUUCAUCAACGUGGCCCGCAAGUCCUGGUUAACCACCACUAUCUUUGCCAGUCUCAACUCUGUUGCUUACACCUUCCACGUCAUGGCGUGUUACAGGAAACACUUGAAGAGACUGUGGAAAGGACAAAAGGGUUUCCUUCCUGAGAGGUUUCACAACCCGCAGUCUGCUAUGAGUGUGGCUGCUAUUACAAGAUAUUCUGGAUGGCAAAUAGCUUUUACAUUGUGGGGCUACUUGAUCGUCCAUUUUGUUUACUUCGUGUUUGCAUUGCUGUUUGUCUACGGGCUGGUUCUUCCCAUAAAGCACGGCAAAGCAUUGAGCAUGCUCACUCAGCUGGGAAUAAUACUUCUCACCAUAGGAAUAGUUAUUGCCCUGGUGAUCCUACAAGUGGUUUUGGUCCAGGUCUUCUUCCUGCAGGACAAAAUGUCUCCCACUGAUAAACAGAAGCCCCUGGCACUCAACAACAGGAAAGCCUUCCACUGCUUCAACUACUUCUUCUUCUUCUACAAUGUGAUUAUGGGGAUUAGUACCUGCAUCCUGAGGCUGCUAUUCAGCAUCGUGGUGGGAACAUGGCUGGUGUCGCGCAUAGACCGCACCAUCAUGCAGAGAGGAUAUGAGGGCCUGGAUGCAGGCUACAAUACAUGGAUUGGGAUGAUAUUUGCCGACCACUACCAUAACAAUCCUGUCAUGAUUUGUUUCUGCCAACGGCUAGUUUCCAACAUGGCAGAGAGACACAGCAUUUCUGCAUACACAACAUUCAGCAACAAACAAUCUGAAUCUCAUAUGAACACCAGGGCCAGGAGGCGCUGGGCACUCCUUUACACCUUGCUGAGGAACCCUCAUUUGAUCCUGCUCAGAAAGCAGAACAUCUCCAUAUCUUUAUCCCUACCAACAUCUUCAGCCUACCAGUCAGACCACACAGCGGUGCAGGCAUGCAUCCAAGCCUCAUUAACUCACAGGCAGAACACAGCGUUGCAGUCAUUGCCGAAGAUCACCAUCACAUUGGCAGAGGACAGUUAAACAAAACAAUUUCUUUGAUUCUGGUCAUAUUAAAAAUAUUCCGUCGGUUUGAAUCUAAAUGGGCUUACAUGAUCUUUUGUGUUCCAUCUGCAUGUUCCUGGAGGUACUGUGGCACUUUCAGCAGAGUGAUCUGCUGACAAGGUUCUCUUUCCACCGAGUGUUAGAUUAUCUACUCUUACUGGUUCUCAAAAUCCACUUUAAUUAUC